GAAAGAAAAAAGAAAAAGAAAAAAAGGGAUAAAAAGGCUCUGCGAAUUUGGUGCGUCUCCCAUUCGAAAUAUCCCACCUUAUCGCGACCCCAAAUUCUACGCCGCCCGGAAGUAACACCAUCGGGCUUUGAAGAAACAGUGUGAAUGGAGGCUUUGGGUGUUUGAUAUAGUUUUGGCACUCCAUUGAAUUGAAGAGAGGUGUGGUGAGCUUUCUAGGGUUUGGAAUUUCAGUAUUCGGGUGCGAAACUAGGGCAUUCAUGGCUGAUCGAAACCUGGCUGUGGUGAAGCCGAUAUGGAUGAAGCAAGCGGAGGAGGCUAGGGUGAAGAGUGAGGCUGAGAAAGACGCUGCGGCGAAAGCCGCUUUCGAAGCCACAUUCAAGGAUGUGGACAAAAGCAAGGAGAAAGGGGCCGCGGCGGCCGGGUCUGAUAGUGAAUCAGAAGAGGCUGAGAACUUGGCCAACAAGCCGAUCGGCCCGGUGGAUGCUACAAAGUGCACUGCGGCCGGGGCCGGCAUUGCGGGCGGGACUGCCUGUGCACCGUCUUCGUUUACGGUGGCGACUAAGGACUCUGAUGGGAGGAAGGUUCCGAAUGGCGGCGCGCAGAUUAAGGUGAAGAUUAUGCCGGGAUUGGGUGUUGGGGGUUCAGAGCAGGAAGGAAUGGUGAAGGAUAUGGGUGACGGGACGUAUACAGUAACUUAUGUGGUUCCGAAACGAGGGAAUUACAUGGUGACCAUUGAGUGUAAUGGGAGAGCUAUCAUGGGUAGCCCCUUCCCUGUGUUCUUCAGUGCAGGUAGUACUAGUACUGGAGGGCUACUGGGAUUGGCUCCUACGUCCACAUUUCCAAAUUUAGUCAACCAAACAAUGCCUAACAUGCCAAAUUAUUCAGGUUCUGUCUCAGGGGCAUUUCCUGGAUUAUUGGGAAUGAUUCCUGGCAUUGUUCCUGGUGCGUUAGGUGGGGCUAUUUUACCAGGAAUUGGAGCAUCUCUUGGGGAAGUUUGUAGAGAAUACCUUAAUGGUCGGUGUGCCAAAGCCGAUUGUAAGUUGAAUCACCCACCUCACCAGCUGCUAAUGACUGCAUUGGCUGCAACAACCAAUAUGGGAAAUGUUAGUCAAGUGCCAAUGGCACCUUCUGCAGCUGCAAUGGCUGCUGCUCAGGCAAUUGUUGCUGCCCAGGCUCUUCAAGCCCAUGCAGCUCAGCAUGCACAGGCUCAGUCAAACAAAGACUCCUCUGGUUCACCUGACAAAGCUGGGAAGGCUGAUGUUUUAAAGAGAACGCUUCAAGUUAGCAAUCUUAGCCCACUUCUCACUGUGGAGCAGCUGAAACAACUUUUUAGCUUUUGUGGUACAGUUGUUGAAUGUACCAUCACUGAUUCAAAGCAUUUUGCUUAUAUAGAAUACACCAAACCCGAAGAAGCAACUGCUGCUCUGGCAUUGAAUAGUAUGGAUGUUGGAGGCCGUCCUUUGAAUGUUGAGAUGGCAAAAUCACUUCCUCAGAAAUCUGCUAUGAAUUCUCAGAUGGCUUCCUCGUCUUUGCCCAUGGUGAUGCAACAAGCUGUUGCAAUGCAACAGAUGCAGUUCCAGCAGGCUUUGCUUAUGCAGCAAACUAUGACUGCCCAACAGGCAGCUAACCGAGCUGCAACCAUGAAGACAGCAACAGAGUUAGCUGCAGCCAGAGCAGCAGAAAUAAGUAAGAAACUAAAAGCUGAUGGAGUUGAAAUUGAAGAGACUGAAACAAAAGAGAAAACUAGGUCUCCUUCACCUCGUGCAAGGUCAAAAUCGAGAUCGAGAUCACCUAUCAACUAUCGCCGUAGGUGGAAGUCUCCCUCUUACUCUCCUCCACCUCGCUAUGCAAGAGGACGUAGAUCCAGAUCCCCGUUCAGGUCACGCCAUCAUUCAAUCUAUGACAAUGGCCGGCGGUCAUACAGAGAUUUUAGGAAUGGCAGUGACAGAGGUAGAAGGCGGGAUUCAGAUGAUUUUCAGUCAUAUGCCUCAAGGAGAAGGAGUAGGAGUGUUUCUCCUCGAAGAAAAUCACAUCGAGUUGAUUCGUCAUCACCCAAACAUCGACGAGAACGUUCUCCACGUAGAGCGACCCGUGAUGCAUCUAGAUCACCAGGUCAUUAUACGGGGAGUAAGUUAUCUCCAAGAGGCGAUGAAGACAAAUCCAAGCACAGAAAACGUUCUAGGUCCAAUUCUCCAGAGGAUAAACAUCUCUUAAAUGACAAAAAAGAUGAAACCCGCUAUGAAACAUCAAAGCAUCGAGAAAGAAGGCGAUCCAGGUCAGUUUCAGUGGAAGGUAAGCACCAUAGAAAGCGGUCAUCUCCAAGAAGUCUGGAUGAAAACAAAUCCAAACACCGGAGGCGGUCUAGGUCAAAAUCUGUGGAAGUAAAGCCACGUGGCGCGGAUGAAACUAGAGAUCGUAAAUUAAAACACCGUAGUGGAAGGCAGUCCAGGUCAAAAUCUUUGGAAAGCAAGCGUCACUCUGAUGAGAAAACUAGUGAACUGAGAGAUGAAAAAUCAAAACAUCGUGAUAGAAGACGUUCAAGGUCAAAAUCUGUGGAAGGGAGGCGUCACUCGAAGGAGGUUGAUGGAGGUAGGGAUAAAAAAUCCAAGCGUCGUGAUAGAAGGCAAUCGAGGUCAAGGUCCAGGUCAUCAUCUUUGGAACCUAAGCUUGACACAAGAGGGGAGUCAUCCCCAAGAAGACUUGAUGAACACAAAUCGAAGCACAGAAGGCGGUCAAGGUCAAAAUCUGCUGAAGGAAAGCAGCACCUCAAUGAUAGAGCAGAUAAAAGUAGAAAUGAAAAAGCAAAGCGGCAUAGGAGAAGAAGAUCCAGAUCAAUAUCACUAGAACGUGAGCGUCAUAGAGGAAGUAGGUUAUCCCCAAGAAGUUCAGAUGAAAAUGAUUCUAAGCAGAGGAGGCGACGCUCUAGGUCAGAAUCUUCUGAAGGCAAACAUCAAAGGUCUGAAAGAGAUGAGAAUGGUGAUGAUGAACUAAAGCAUUAUGAAGAUGGCAAUGAGGAAUCAGGUUUUCUCACUAAUUAUUCAACCAAGAAACAUAAUGAUCAGAUGGUCAUUUCAAAUAAAGAGGAAUUUGCAUUGAAUGGAUCGCUGGGUAGGCUAGACGGUCGGGGUGUCUAUGAUGUUGACAGUGAAGGAGGCCCUGCGCUACAAACUUGUAGAGAUGAAUUGAGUAGACAUGAAAAUCUUGGAAAAUCUGGUCUGGAAUAUCACAGUGAUCAUGACAAGUCAGCUAACGAGGAUGAUGUUUACAGAGCAGGCUCCAGGAAGGAUUACAACAAGAUGAAGUCUCGAGAUAGAAGCUCUCUGAUGUCUAAGGCGGAUAUGUUUUCUGAUGACCCCAGUGCAGAAGAGGAAAACUUGUGAAUGUAUGAAUGGAGAGCAUGGGGCUCUGGGAUCAAGACUAUCUCUAACUGUAGAUGCGUAUGAGUUUGGCUGUUAUGAUAGAGACUCCAGCAUAAUAUGAGGGACAAUUCGAGAAGCUCGAACAGUCUGGGGAAUUGGCUGCUGCUUCAAAUAAGACGGGCGCUUUUUCUUGGAAGAUUGCUUAGUGUUUCUAUUGUUGUGUGCCUCUUCAUAAGUAUACUCUUUCUUUGUUUAUCUUGUUGCAGGUCCUUGUGUCGGUCUCUGAGCUGAUGUGGAUAUGGUUUAUGUAUUUCAAGAGUGUUCUGCAAUCAUCCGUCCAGUGUUUGUAGUGAGCUUCUUUAACAGAUUGAUGUAUGUUGGAUCAUUUACCUCUCUAUUAGCAUUGAAUUACUCAACUUUGUUUAAUAAAUAUUGCUACAAUUUAUGUUUGAAUAUUUUGCUCUUGUUAAGUUGGUGCACACUUGUUUUUUCAACAAGAUAUUCUUUAUCAAUUCCAAAUCUUUUUUUCUAGAUUGGGACGGUGUCUGAUCUUACACUAGUCAUGACAUUUUCUUUUUCUUUGAGAAGCCUUAUCUGUCCUUGGUGUGUGUUGAUAUGCUUGGUCAGAGGUCCAUUUUUAUCUAUGUUUGAUGGUAUGGUGGGCCUGUUAUGUCUCAAACUCGUGCAGGUUAUUCAUGGUGAUUUUGGUUGGAGCUUUCUGA
Fragaria vesca subsp. vesca is the source of this 4081-nucleotide messenger RNA. RefSeq lists its product as uncharacterized. The transcript is spliced from 6 exons. NCBI's taxonomy places the organism in Eukaryota, Viridiplantae, Streptophyta, Magnoliopsida, Rosales, Rosaceae. The record is from RefSeq and is a predicted model, not a curated record. Gene Ontology annotation, molecular function: metal ion binding; RNA binding; protein binding. Bases 258 to 3380 code for a protein of 1040 amino acids.